This is a messenger RNA of Pezoporus flaviventris, 1651 nucleotides long. It is a transcript of the gene TINAG, whose product is annotated as tubulointerstitial nephritis antigen. Lineage: Eukaryota; Metazoa; Chordata; Aves; Psittaciformes; Psittacidae. The transcript is spliced from 11 exons. Gene Ontology annotation, biological process: proteolysis. Gene Ontology annotation, molecular function: cysteine-type peptidase activity. Gene Ontology annotation, cellular component: lysosome. The record is from RefSeq and is a predicted model, not a curated record. Bases 136 to 1536 code for a protein of 466 amino acids.
AAAACCUUAGUCUGUAGAUUUCUGCUCAGACUUCUUUCUGAAUACUAACUGAAGGAAUUGCAUGUGCAGUAGAUGGAUAUUUACUGCUAAAGUGAAACACAGAGAGCCUGAAAUAAGGCUGCUAGAGGUAAAAGAAUGUGUCUCAAAAGUCAUAUAUUGAUCUUAUAUUGCAUUGCAAGUGAAGUUUGGAUGGCAGAGCAGUUUGGCUCUAGAAGAAAUUUCUCCGGAGGACUUUACCCUGUUGAAGAUGAUGGUUCUGCAAAGUGGAACAGGCUAAAAAGGAGUCUGUAUCAGGGGAGAUCCUGCAGGGUAAGAGGCUGUUGCACAGGAAGAGACGAUGACUGCACCUUUAAUAUUGUCUCCAGAGCAGCUAUAUGUUACUGUGACCAGUUCUGUGCCUCAGGUUCUCCUGGCCCUGUAGACUGUUGUGCUGACUACUGGGAUGUCUGUGACCACCAUGUUGAGCCCACCAGGCCAAAUGAACCUUGGCCACCUCUGACAUCAGGUUGUUAUAGAGCUGGCCGAUAUUAUGGAGAAGGAGCAAUAAUUAAAGACAACUGCAAUUCCUGCAAAUGCUUGCAAAGUCUCUGGAAGUGUUCAAAAGAAAUAUGUCUUGUUCGCCAAGACUUAAUUCAGCACAUCAAUUCUGGAGAUUAUGGAUGGAUAGCUGCCAACUACACUCAGUUCUGGGGAAUGACAGUGGAAGAAGGUUUCAAAAAGCGCCUGGGCACCUUCCCUCCAUCUCAUUCCUUGCUGAAUAUGAAAGAACCUCCAGGAAAUUCACUUCCAGAAGAAUACUUUCCUGCAUUUUUUGCAGCCACUUAUGCAUGGCCUGAGUGGAUUCAUGAUCCUCUGGAUCAACGAAACUGUGGUGCAUCCUGGGCUUUUUCAACCGCAAGUGUUGCGGCAGAUAGGAUAACAAUUCAUUCUGGUGGUCAGAUGACAGACAACCUUUCUGUUCAGAAUUUGAUCUCUUGUGAUACCAGGAAUCAUGGAUGUAAUGGUGGAAGUAUUGAUGGUGCUUGGAGAUAUCUGAAAACGCAUGGGGUUGUGUCCUAUGCUUGUUAUCCAUCAUUUUGGAAGAGCCACCUGGAGCCAUCAGGUGAAAGUCACUGUUAUGUGUCAAGCGAAUAUGGGAAAAACCAUACAAAUGGACCAUGUCCAAAUGCUUUGGUGGAAUCCAAUCGGUUAUACCGGUGUGCCGCCCACUACAGGGUCUCCUCAAAAGAAACUGAUAUAAUGAAAGAAAUCAUGGACAAAGGACCAGUGCAAGCUAUAAUGAAAGUGUAUGAAGAUUUUUUCCUUUACAAAGGGGGAAUCUAUAGACACUCCCAAAAAGCAGGAUCUAGAUGGAAAACUCAUUCAGUCAAACUCCUUGGGUGGGGAGCAUUAACUGACAAAAAUGGACAGAAACAGAAGUUCUGGAUUGCUGCAAAUUCCUGGGGAAAAACUUGGGGAGAAAAUGGUUAUUUUAGGAUUCUACGUGGGCGAAAUGAGUGUGAUAUUGAGAAGCUGAUUUUAGCUACUUUGGGAUAGCCCAUAGUCUUCCACCCUAGCUGUAUUGUACCAUACUCUGCUUUAUGUAUCCAUUAUUUCCAUUGUUGCAUAUUGAGUCUUUCUAGAGAAAUAAAAACGUCUUCUCUGUAAGUUA